Molecule: messenger RNA, 2273 nt
Organism: Arachis duranensis
Lineage: Eukaryota; Viridiplantae; Streptophyta; Magnoliopsida; Fabales; Fabaceae
Product: ureide permease 1
Exons: 8
Coding region: 774-2066 (430 amino acids)
Biological process (GO): nitrogen compound transport
Cellular component (GO): membrane
Molecular function (GO): allantoin:proton symporter activity; uracil:monoatomic cation symporter activity
Source: RefSeq, a predicted model, not a curated record
AACCUCUAAAAACACAUCUUUAUCAAACAAAAAUCAUCAAUUCUCUCUAAAAAAUACCCAAAAAAAAAUAGUUAAUAUGCUCAUGCAUCAUCCGGCAGCAAAAAAUGGACACCGAAGCUCGAGAUGGCCAUCGAAAGGGAACGAUGUCGGUGGAAAUACGGGACAGAGCUUCAAUAGGAAUACAAGAGCCACAAGAGAGAAGAUGCAACAGUUCAGCUCUUGAUCGGCAUCGUAGCUGGAAGGUUCAGACCGGCCAAGGGAUGCAUCAAUGGCACAAGAAUCUCAUGAUCUCAUCCUUCAUCAGCCGCCCUGGAGUGGACGAUAGCGCUAGAAUAGAUUCCGGAUUGGGGAAUGGGCUUCUGAUGGGGAGGGUAGUGGUAGUCGGGUCGGGUCUGUUAGUGGAUCUUGAUCCAUGACCAAACAAAAAUAAUGCAAUAAUUCCUCUUGUAAAAAAAAGUUGGAAUCCACUUUUCAAGAUUCCAGCUUACAGAAUCAAACAGUAUCUCUUCGAAACACUUCUACGUUGACCGACUCCCUUGUGUUGUCUACUUUCUUUAUUCAUAGGGCGGAGCACCUUCCCAUUCUCACAUUCUUCUUAUUCUUCCAACUUCUUCGAACAUUCAGUGAAAGAGUCAUCACUUUUGUUAGGUACUGAAGCCUUUCUUUGUCUGUGUUCAACGAAAGUUACCUGGGUGAACUAGUUCUAGGGAGAGGGACAGAGACUUACUUUCACAGGGCCGGACAUGUUUUUUCCUCGAACUGGCUAAACUCCGAUGCUCAAGUUAGUCACAAUCCAAGAGGAUUUCUUUGCUAUAUCCUUGUGGAUUACCUUAAAUUCUGAAAGCAAUUUGUGUACGGAUUUGGAAAUGUACUUGUUGGAGAGCAAGGCGGGUGCCAUAGUUUGCAUGCUUUUGGCCCUUUUCUUCUUGGGGACAUGGCCUGCUAUCUUGACUUUGUUAGAGAGGCGAGGGCGUCUUCCUCAGCAUACUUAUCUUGAUUACUCGCUCACCAAUUUCCUUGCUGCUCUUUUCAUUGCAUUCACAGUUGGUGAGAUAGGCAAGAGCACACCAAGUGCGCCAAAUUUUUUAGCUCAACUUGCUCAGGAUAAUUGGCCCUCUGUUCUGUUUGCAAUGGGGGGUGGUGUGGUCCUAAGCCUUGGGAAUCUGGCCUCGCAAUAUGCUUUUGCUUUUGUUGGGUUGUCAGUUACUGAAGUCAUCACUGCAAGCAUAACUGUUGUUAUAGGCACAAGCUUGAAUUACUUUUUGGAUGGAAAAAUCAAUAGAGCUGAGAUUCUUUUUCCUGGAGUUGGUUGCUUUCUGAUUGCAGUUUGUCUAGGUUCUGCUGUUCAUUCUUCGAAUACUGCUGAUAAUAAAGUCAAGCUCAGCAAUUUAUCAAGUGAUUAUAACGCUGGAUCAGUGGACUCUUUCACAGAGGGAGUAAAACCAAUGGAUCUUGAAAGCGGCGGUGACGAAAAAAUUAAAGCAGGAAGUGCUGUUUUUCUUUUAGAUCUUGAGAAAAGAAGAGCUAUUAAGGUGUUUGGGAAGAACAGUUUCAUUGGAUUGGCUAUAAUUUUUUUUGCCGGAAUAUGCUUCUCUUUGUUCUCACCAGCAUUCAACUUAGCAACAAAUGAUCAGUGGCACACACUAAAGGAAGGGGUUCCCCAUUUGACUGUUUAUACUGCCUUCUUCUAUUUCUCAGUCUCAUGUUUUGUUAUUGCGAUUAUUCUCAAUUUCAUCUUCCUUUACCACCCUGUCUUAAACUUGCCCAAGUCAUCGUUGACGGCGUAUUUCAGAGACUGGGAUGGCAGAGGUUGGGCCUUGUUGGCUGGUCUCCUUUGUGGAUUUGGUAAUGGUCUCCAAUUUAUGGGAGGCCAAGCAGCAGGAUAUGCGGCAGCAGAUGCUGUUCAGGCGCUUCCAUUAGUAAGCACCUUUUGGGGCAUUGUUCUAUUCGGGGAAUAUCGGAAAUCAUCGCGGCGUACAUACAUGCUGCUCGGGAGCAUGUUGUUCAUGUUCAUUGUGGCUGUUGCUGUCCUAAUGGCUUCAUCAGGGCGUAGGAAAUACCAAUGAUCAUUUUAUAGACAAUGUAUUCAUAUUAGUAAAUAAGAGAUUUAGUAUUCUUAUUGUUCAUUGGUGUCAACUAGACAAAGCAAACUACUACAAAAAGGGGGAUGGAAAAGCAGAAAUUCAGUAGGUUGAAAUGUUUUCUUAUUUUCCAUGUAUAUUUUGAACUUUCAAGCUGUAUAUGUUGCACAUUAUUUAUCCAAUGUUUCUGUA